This is a messenger RNA of Anopheles moucheti, 2083 nucleotides long. Its product is annotated as protein FRA10AC1 homolog. NCBI's taxonomy places the organism in Eukaryota, Metazoa, Arthropoda, Insecta, Diptera, Culicidae. The transcript is spliced from 4 exons. Gene Ontology annotation, molecular function: phosphatase activity. The record is from RefSeq and is a predicted model, not a curated record. Gene Ontology annotation, biological process: dephosphorylation. The coding region runs from base 252 to 1025 and encodes 257 amino acids.
UGUAAACUAUUCUAAGCGUUUAACGUCGUUUCGAACAUCAUUCGUUGCAAUAUUCUUGCUCACAAUUUGUGGCGGAAUAUGCUAAAUAUGGAAAAAAGAUAAUAUCGAGCAUCAGAUUCGAUUGCACGGUGAAGUUCCCCCAAACAUGGCCCACACGUCGAGUGACGUUUGAAACGGUGCCGCUGUUGUUUACAUUGUGAGUGUUGUUGCCGGUACCGGGAGCCAAAACCCGUACUAAUUCCAGCGGCAAAAUGUAUCACCGAAACUUGGCCCACCUGAAUCCGUACGAACUGCACAAACAUCUCAUCAAUGAGUACAUGCUGAUCAAGCCGGGCGCUACCAAACUGCUGCAGCGUGACACUUCCCGCGACAAAACGGACCACGAUGUGGUGCGCGAGAACCAUCGGUUCCUGUGGGAUGGCGAAACGGUGGACAGUUGGGAGAAGCAGCUGGCCAAAAAGUAUUACGACAAGCUGUUCAAAGAGUACUGCAUUGCCGACCUGAGCCGCUACAAAGAGAACAAGGUUGCCAUGCGUUGGAGAAUCGAAAAGGAAGUCGUCGUUGGCAAAGGUCAAUUCGUGUGCGGCGAUCGGAACUGUGAAGAGCGAAGCGAACUGCGCAGCUGGGAGGUCAACUUUGGAUAUCUGGAGCAGGGACAGAAGAAGAACGCUCUGGUGAAAUUGCGAUUGUGCCCUAAAUGUUCAGACAGGCUAAACUAUCACUCUAAAAAGAGAGAAAUCAAACGACUGAAGAAGCGGGAUCGGAAAACGAAGACUUUCAGCGAUUGCAGGGUUAGCGUUGAAGCUCCCACUAGUUCCGUUGCAAAACCAAUUUCGCAGGGUAAUGCUGUCGGAACAAUUUCCGACGGAACGACCCCGGAAGACGGAACGGCACCAGCGGAAGAUGAAAAGGAUAGUUCCACCGUGCCUGAUGUCACCGAAGGAAGCUGGAGUAAAGGAAACGAAGUGGAAGAAAAAACGCGCGAAGAAGAAUUUAAUGAGUUUUUAGAGGAUCUCUUGCUGUGAGAUCUUGUAAAUGCAAUUUCUAUAUGAUCCGCAAACAUCUCCUGAUCCGGCUUACCGACAAGAACAAGAUUGCAACCUCUAUCCUUACUGCAAAUACUUAAUAAGUAAGCUACAGUCGCCUUCGCAGUCUUGGCAUGCAGCAGAAGUGUUUUAAACCGCUCACUGGAUAACUUUGGAUCUUAUAUUUCAGUGGCGCAUGUGAGUACUGGACAGCGCGACUUUCAAGGUUCUAUAUUGUGUCCAUCUUCGAUCGUUGGGACGGGUGUUUUAAGAUGGAAAAGUUUUUUCUGCCUCAAAAACUUCCUUGCUUCGAGUAUAGAUUGAAACCUUCUUUAUCGGCACAACAACCUCAAAAAGUCUAAGGUCUGCCAUCUCUAGCUUUCUUUUAUUAUAUGUACCCGUAGCUAGAUAGUCAGUUCCGCGAACGGAGGAUAGGUCUGGAUAAGAAUUUAGACCGGUCCUAUCGUGUUAAGACCGAUGUCUCUACCAACACACCACCGUGCCAGUUGAAACCACUCCUAUAAUAUUUAGAUAAACGCGAUACGAUGAAAGUUAUUUUAUUAAAUAUAAUAUCAGCUACACUUAGUUGAGGUGGGCGUAGAGGUAUUAUUAGUUCAAGUUCUAGUUGACACCAAUACUGGAUUAUUUUCAAGUUGUAACGGAAUAGGUGGCAUUUUGACCUCUGUUGUGCCAUCUGCUUUGAUUUGAUGCUUUGACUUUGAAAAGCUUUUACGAAUGUAGGUGAGUUGAAGCUCAAGAAAGGUGGAUAGAUGUUACAUCUACAUCAUCUGCAUCUUACCCAUAUUCCAAUUCAACUAAUAAUGAAAACAUUGAAAAUAACUUGAAAAUAAACUAUAAAUGACUAAAACUUUAACAUUAUCACUGAACCACUGAAAAGAACUUUCACUAUUACAUUUAUAGCACAACGUGAACAAUGUGUGGUAACAUAAUAUAAAAGUUUAAUAUCUUCUAAAAACACAUAGACUUCAGCUCUUGUAAUGUAAUGUUUCGCACGUGAAUUACUGCUUCUUUACGCUAGAAUGAGUUCCUAGGAUAUU